Messenger RNA from Closterium sp. Yama58-4, 471 nucleotides. Lineage: Eukaryota; Viridiplantae; Streptophyta; Zygnematophyceae; Desmidiales; Closteriaceae. The record is from the annotation of a GenBank genome assembly.
AUGCCGACUUGGUCGCAUCCCGAAGAAAGAUAUCUUGAGCAUUCCGGACCUGAUGGCCUGUGUCGCAUCCUCGCCGUCCCGACUGCCUCAACCUCCGCUCCCAGCGACACUAGAAGAAGAAAGAAGCAUACAGUGGUGCAUCAGAAAGAGAAGCAUCUACAACACACAACAACACCGAAGGAUGGGGAAAGUCAGGAACUACUGUUCCGACUGGAUAAGGCACCGAUGCCAUUGUUGGCGCUUGGGGAGUGCAAGAGAAACCAGCACCAUGGGUUCCCGCUGAAGAAGAAGAAGAAGAAGAAGAAGAAGAAGAAGAAGAAGAAGAAGAAGAAGAAGAAGAAGAAGAAGAAGAAGAAGAAGAAGAAGAAGAAGAAGAAGAAGAAGAAGAAGAAGAAGAAGAAGAAGAAGAAGAAGAAGAAGAAGAAGAAGAAGAAGAAGAAGAAGAAGAAGAAGAAGAAGAAGAGGAGAUGA